CUUCCAACAUAUGCAACAUGGUGCCUGACUGUGAACUACCCACAAUAAGAACAGCACCCAAGUAAAUUCAACCCUUCGACAUAUCAGACUCAGAAACACAGAGUAACUACAGCAAAGUGUGUUGAAUUCUGGCUCGGGAAAUGGAGGGUUCUUCCCAUAUGCAUCCAUACAGGAGGGACACGAGACAGAUGAGAGGUGUAAAGAGGGAAUACUACGCGCAGGGCCAGGAAAACAGGAACUACAAACGCCCACCAUACAGGAAGGCACCCAAAUAUCAGGAGGAGCUGAACUGGAGGAUCCGACUUUGCCGGGAGUUGGAGGACACGAGGCGACAGCUGGCCAGACAGAAAGCCCUGAAAGAACUGUACGUGAACAAAGUAAGAGAAACACAGCUGGAGCUGGAGAGGCUGCAGAGGUGCAAUGGCGCACAGGCCUUGAACGCCACAUGGACACUCAACCAGGGUAGCUGGACCAACAGGCAGAGGACUAAAGACUUGGAGCAUAACGCGGUACACCGAGUGAGCAAACCUCCUCAGGAACGAGUGGAGACAGUCGUGGUUUCAAACCCAGAGGUCAGCCAGAGGUGCGAGGAUCCGCAACGUGCCAUUGACCUUCAAGGUGACCUUGACGUGGCCCAUGUCGUUUCUGCAGGCACUGUGGCCACCAAAAUGCAACCAGACCCACACCUUGUGCCUGAGAGGAAACUCCAGAGUGGGAAGACAGAUGAGAGGGAGAAGUCAAAAUGUGGGAGGGAGAAAAACAACGGUCUUCAAGAAGAGCUGGAGCAACUGAGGGCUUUGUACCAGAAGAUUCUCAAGGUCAGCCAGCCUGCUGAGAGAGAGAAUGUCAAGUCGGACCCGGAACAGGACACUACGACGCGGGUUGACAGUGUCAAGGGAUCGGCUCCAGAUCUAGAAGACUAAGCACUAAAUAUUACGGAUGUGCUUCGGUGAACGUGGCCGCAAAGUUCGGAAGGAAAGGCUUUUAAGAUGCAGAAAACGGGAAUGAUGGGAACUUCACUCCUCAGCCUAAGCACAAACGUAUUUAUUUAUUUAUUUAUUUAUCUAACUUAUUUAUGUAUUUAUUUAUUUAUUUUGCUGUUAUUGCGGAGGAGGUGUUCGUCUGUUGAUUUAAUACACGUCAUUCUCCACUUCUGUUCCCUGAUUUGUGAUUGAGGCCCAUUGUGAUUCAAAUUAUUCUUACAGUUGAGACGUAACAGGUAGCUAUAUACAGAGUACAAAUAUAUACUAUAGACUGGAGAACAUAGCACAUGGUAGCAA
Messenger RNA from Cynoglossus semilaevis (tongue sole), 1280 nucleotides. RefSeq lists its product as uncharacterized. Bases 141 to 923 code for a protein of 260 amino acids. The record is from RefSeq and is a predicted model, not a curated record. NCBI's taxonomy places the organism in Eukaryota, Metazoa, Chordata, Actinopteri, Pleuronectiformes, Cynoglossidae. The transcript is spliced from 2 exons.